This is a messenger RNA of Schizosaccharomyces cryophilus OY26, 403 nucleotides long. Its product is annotated as cytochrome c oxidase subunit VIII. The transcript is spliced from 4 exons. Gene Ontology annotation, biological process: mitochondrial electron transport, cytochrome c to oxygen. The record is from RefSeq and is a predicted model, not a curated record. NCBI's taxonomy places the organism in Eukaryota, Fungi, Ascomycota, Schizosaccharomycetes, Schizosaccharomycetales, Schizosaccharomycetaceae. The coding region runs from base 92 to 295 and encodes 67 amino acids.
CGCAAUACGAAAGGGUUUGCAUCAGCAAUAGAAGGAAUUGCAGCCGGCUGGAACCAACUUAGCAACUCAGCAACUCCCAACUUUUGUCAUAAUGCUCCUCUCUCGUAUUGCAGCUCGUUCCGCUCUUCGCGGUGUUCGUUUUUCUUCUUCCCAUGCUCCUCCUAAACCCGGAUCUACUGUACCUUUUUAUGUUUCGAAAAAGGCAAUUCCUACCAUGUUGUUUAUUGGAAGCUUUGGUGCCGUCUUGGCUCUUCCUGUGCUUGUCGUGAAAUACCAUAACCGUAAUGCGGCAUAAACGAGAGUCUUAUUCGAUUCUUUGUGAAUCAAUGCGUAUAAUUAGCAAGUCUUCGUGAUAUACAUUUUCUUGUUUAAGGAAUUAAAUCUUUUUACGUUCUAUCUUUUA